This is a messenger RNA of Ruditapes philippinarum (Manila clam), 1964 nucleotides long. RefSeq names its product heat shock 70 kDa protein 12B-like. The transcript has 2 exons. The record is from RefSeq and is a predicted model, not a curated record. The coding region runs from base 336 to 914 and encodes 192 amino acids. NCBI's taxonomy places the organism in Eukaryota, Metazoa, Mollusca, Bivalvia, Venerida, Veneridae.
AAUAAAUAUAACCUUAAGUAGGUUAAUUUUGUGUAAAUUAGCACGAUGUGUAGCUACUGUUAUAUAGUUUUUAAUCUCGACUUGUACAGGUUGUUAGUGUAGAAUUUUUGUGUUACUUAUAUGGACAUUUAUGUAUCGCCUACUUUCGUUUUCGCCUUACGUAAAGUGACUUAACGGUAUGCAUUUGUUGAAACUUUCGCUUUAAUCUAAGUUCUUAAUUUCUGAUAUGAAUAAUACAGAAAAUGCAUUUUGAAUUACGUCUAUUUUUGUUAUCAUUUAUUAUAUUCCUGUUUAGCUCAUUAGAUAAGUGGUAAAUACUUAACAGCUGUAAAAUCAUGGGAACAGGAGGCUAUGGAGGCAUGGCAACGAAAGGAAGCCAUGGACGAGAAAGGAUCAGUAAAAGUGGAAAAGUACUUGUGGCGGCCAUCCACUUCGGGACAACAUUUUCUGGAUACGCAUAUUCCUUUAAUCAUGACUAUGAAGUAGACCCGACGAAAAUGGCAGCAAAUACGAGUUGGGUGGCCGGCUCUGCCGGACUCAUGUCGUUGAAAACACCUACCAUUCUUCUUCUUAACAAUAAGAAACAUUUCGUUGCCUUUGGUUACGAGGCUGAAGAACAAUAUUCUGAAAAAGUAGCAGACGAAGACCAAAAGAAUUAUUACUACUACCGGCGAUUCAAAUUGCUUCUAUACAAGGGUGAUCAUUUAACGAGAGACGUUAUGAUCCCAGACGACAAAGGACGUCUGAUGUCUGCCCUUCAAGUGUUUAGUAUAUCAAUCGAAUAUCUAAGAAAACACGUAAUGGAAACAAUUAAUAAAAGGUACUAUUUAUUUUACAAAAUGGCGGUUGGUGAUGAUGAUAAUGAUUAUGAUAAUAACGAUGAUGAUAAGAAUUUCGACUACGAUCGCGAAUGAUUUGACAAUUAUUACAAUUAUAUCAAUGAUGAUGAUUCUGAUGAUGAUGCUGUGAAUUUUGACUACAAUCACGAAGAAUAUGACAAUUAUUACAAUGACAUCAAUGAAGAUGUUGAUGUGAAUUUUGACUACAAUCACAAAACUAAUAACAAUGGUGACAAUGAUGAUAAUUAUACAAACUGUACAUGUAAACCGGUGUGCUUCCAUCGGUAUGAGACUAUGUGGUGAUAUAUUGAUUAUAUUAUUAUAUCCUAUAAAAUGAUUGAGACUUUUUAGGCACCUUAAUUUUAUUUCCAAAGCUUUUUAUACCUGGUUUUCAUUUACAAUUCCCAAAACGGUACUCAUUUAACAUAAAGCUGGACCAAUUUUUUGCUUCUUGGUCAUAAGUUUUUCUAUUGAAUGCGAUUCACGUCACACCAACACCAGAAAGGUCAUUUGCGACUGGACUGGUUGAAGAAGAACUCAGGUGCCCCUCCGUGCAUUAUUUCAGGCACUAAUGGACACUGAAGUAGAACCAACGAUGUUCCAUAAGCUUACUGGAUGCUUCCUCACAUGAGGUCAAAGUGAACCUAUAAUAUUGAGAGGCAAAUGGUGUAAAGUCAACGGCCUUAUCCACUGAGCCUCAGAUGCCCCUUUGGUCAGUCAAUUUACAGGGGUUUAGUAUUUUGUAAGAAGACAAUUUGUCAUUGUGAUUACGUUUUGCUACUAUUAUGAGUUCAUCCACGGCUACUAUCUCUAAAAGAUAAGUAUCUUAAUUGUUCUAAAUCAAUUUGUGUUUGAUUAAGGAAAUGUAUGCCUUUUCCUCUGAGGAAAAGUCAUAUUCAUUUCCGAGCCAUAAAUAAAGAUGAACGGGUCCGUGUGCGCACAUAAGUAAAACGAGUAAAAUUAUACUAGGUAAAAGCUAAUACAUGUAUUUACAUUCAUUUUGUUUGUCCAUCCUUAAAGCCAGUCGAAUUAUAUUUUACCAUGGGUAUAUAGCUCAAAAGUUAGACAAGUUCCUUAAACGUACACUUAUCACUCAAGUUUGAUUCCGCUUCCUGGAUUUAACAA